GCUCACCAUAGUUCCUAUUACAUGAGUUUUCUUUCCCAACUCUUGAUAGUUGCUUGGUUAUUUGAACUAUUUCCAAUUCUUGGAUGUCCUCUACAUGCAAAAUACUUCUUAUUUGUUUUUUAUUCACCGAUGUUAGAUAAACAAACACAUCUUUAUCAUCUAAAAUAUAUGAUUGCCUCUUAGGUUUCACUACCAAUGGAAUGUAACCCAAAUUCAGCCUCUUCAUAAACAUAUAUAUUCCUAUCUUCAUGCAUAUCCUCUCUUUCAACAACAAAUAAGUGAUAUCCUCUAAUGAUAAUGUCCUAAAGGAUAUAUCAUACAAACGAGCAUCGGUUGGAAUCCAUUCAUAAUCAUCUCAACACUUAGAAUAAUGUCCAUCAUAAUCAAAGUGUAUGUUUGUAGAAGAAAGACACAUCUGUAAUACAAAAAAAAAUUAAACCAAACCAUUAAGUUAUACAUAUUUAUACAAUUAUAGCAUUUAAGUUAUACUAAGUUAUAUCUUCUUACACAGUUUUGUCAGUAACCAACUUUGCCAAACGUUUCCCAGUUCUAACUGUUUUCUCCUCUUCAAUAUGUUUCAAUAGUUAUCUUGGAGUUAUUAGCAUUCUUUGAUUUCUGAUGUUCUAUCUUUUAUUACGAUUAUACAGUUGUUGAUUAUCCAAUUCCCUAAUAGACAGACUAUUCACACUUUCCGAUCUUCCAUUAGUCCUGUCCAAUUACAACAAUGAAUCUUGUAAAUCGGAAUCUCUGUAAAUCAAUCGUCUAUGGUGGAUUCUAAACAUUGGCUUUAACGACGAUUUAAGAUACAUAUCCUAUAAAACAUAAUCAAUAGCUCAAUGAUUCAGCAUCCAAACGACGAAACCGAGUUAGCUCAAUGCGAUGAUAGCGAAGAAGAUGAGAACGCCCGAAGAUUCGAUUACUCUCGAUUUGGAAAUGGAAUAAUGAUUUUUGAUUGGUCAUCUGACGUCAGUCAAAAUUCAAUCCAUCGGUCAGGUAGAAAAAUAGCACUUUCAAUAUUAACUAUCAAUAUAGAGAAUAUCAGAAUAGAUAAAAGGGCAAAUCUCCAAAAUAGCACAUUUCUAAGUUUAUAUCACAAAAAUAGCACUCAAAAACUAAAAUGACCAAAAUAGCAUUUUAUCUUUUGAAAAAUUUAAAAUUUUUUUACUUUUCAAAAUUUGAAAUCUUAUCCCCAAAAUCCCAAUUUCCAACUCUAAACCCUAAAACCUAAACUCUAAACCCUAAACCCUAAACUAUAAACCCUAAAUCCUAAACCCCAUCACUUAACUCUAAACCCUAAUGUCUACACUAAUUUACCAUAGUAGUAUAAAUAUUUAUUUAUUUCUUUUGAUAAAACAAUAAGUGCUAUUUUUGUGACUUUUGACUUUGAAUACUAGUUUGGGAACAAAAACUUGAUUUAGUGCUAUUUUUGUCUUUUUCUGUAGAUAAAAGUAUGACAAAAUGAAUUUCGCUUCGUUAAAAGCAUUCUCACCGAGAAAAAACAUCAAGUUCAUGGGUCGAAUCUGUCGUCCCAUCCGGUUUAAAAAUGAUGGGCUAGAAACAAGUCAAAACUCAAAAAAGGUUAUAGCAAAAAAGUCUGCUUCGAAUCUCCCUAUUAAUAGCUGCCGUUUCUUCUCACCAACUAAGCAAAAGCUCAUUAAAGUUCACGGAUCAUUGCAGAUCCUGGAGAAGACGGACAUAGAUAUUUCAGUUGAUUCAAUAACCCUUUUCUUCAGUCUCUCUGUAUCGUCGUUUCUUACAGACGAUUACUAUGUCAGGUCAAUCGCUUUCUCCUUCUUCCUCUUUUGUGUUUCCGACAUCAUCCCAUCAUUUUCUGCGUUGAAUUAUGCUUCAUGGUUCUUCCCUGACAUAACAAGAUGGUAAUCAAGAACCAAUCUUGGUGAAGGAGGAGAGUGUGGAAGGUAUUCCAUCUCCACUCUUGAAGCUCAAAAGCUGGCAAUGGUGGGUUCUUGUGUCUAUCAACAUCUUAUUCCUCAUUGGUGGUCAAGCUGCUUCCGUCCUUCUCGGUAGGUUUUACUACGAAGAAGGUGGGAACAGCAAAUGGAUGGCCACUCUUGUUCAAACCGCUGCUUUUCCGAUCCUCUAUAUCCCGCUUCUGCUCCUUCCUUCUUCCUCUUCUUCAGAGCCCGCUUCUUGCUCCCUUAAAACCAUUGUCUUGAUCUAUGUUCUGCUCGGUGUCAUCAUAGCUGGAGACAACAUGCUGUACUCUGUCGGACUUCUCUACCUCUCCGCAUCCACUUAUUCGCUCAUUUGCGCCACACAGUUGGCUUUUAAUGCGGUCUUCUCUUAUUUCAUCAAUGCUCAGAAGUUCACUGCUUUGAUUCUCAACUCAGUUGUGCUCCUCUCCUUCUCUGCUGCUUUGAUUGCCCUUAACGACGAUGCAGACGCUCCUUCUGGUGUCUCUAGGUCCAAGUACGUUGUCGGGUUUGUGUGUACACUCGCUGCAUCCGCUCUCUACUCUCUACUGCUCUCGCUCAUGCAGUUCUCCUUCGAGAAGAUUCUGAAGAAAGAGACGUUUUCAGUGGUUCUCGAAAUGCAGAUCUACACUUCUCUAGUCGCUACUUGUGUCGCGGUCAUUGGGCUUUUUGCUAGCGGGGAAUGGAGAACGCUGCACGGUGAAAUGGAAGGUUAUCAUAAAGGCCAAUCCUCUUAUGUACUGACUUUGGUCGGAACAGCAGUUACAUGGCAAGUAUGUUCUGUAGGAGUGGUGGGUUUGAUAUUUCUGGUGACGUCACUCUUCUCAAACGUUAUUAGUACGCUCUCUCUAGCUGUGACUCCACUAGCGGCUUUGGCUGUGUUCCGUGAUAAGAUGAGUGGGGUUAAGGUUAUGGCGAUGCUGAUCGCUCUUUGGGGUUUCGCUUCUUAUGUUUACCAGAAUCAUCUCGAUGAUUUGAAAGUAAGACGGGCUAGAAAGCAACCUCAAACAGGGCAGGUGGAUCCGCACUGCUGAAUAUUCUGCGGUUAUCCACGCAGAUGUAUCGGUUUAGGUUACUAUACUCUAUGGUUUAGAUUAAGCAACAAUAAUUGCCAUUCUUAGGACAA
Messenger RNA from Brassica rapa (field mustard), 3060 nucleotides. RefSeq names its product probable purine permease 11. Gene Ontology annotation, molecular function: purine nucleoside transmembrane transporter activity. The record is from RefSeq and is a predicted model, not a curated record. Gene Ontology annotation, cellular component: membrane. NCBI's taxonomy places the organism in Eukaryota, Viridiplantae, Streptophyta, Magnoliopsida, Brassicales, Brassicaceae.